This is a messenger RNA of Rhincodon typus (whale shark), 867 nucleotides long. RefSeq names its product transmembrane protein 192 (gene tmem192). Gene Ontology annotation, cellular component: late endosome; lysosomal membrane. Lineage: Eukaryota; Metazoa; Chordata; Chondrichthyes; Orectolobiformes; Rhincodontidae. The coding region runs from base 169 to 852 and encodes 227 amino acids. The transcript has 4 exons. The record is from RefSeq and is a predicted model, not a curated record.
AAGCCGUACCUGCUGAGGGGGUCAGGACGGGGUUGUGUGGCGGACGAGGGAAGCACCAGAUUAGGAAGGCGCCGAGCGGCGGUGGCGUGGACCCUUUCAUCCUGCGGAUCGGUUAACUCCACCUCGUUCUUUGGUGUUUCUGUAUUUUUCUCACGCCUACCACUCAGGAUGAACCCGGAGCCGAGGCAGCGGCAGGAGAACUUAUUCACCGAUGCAACCCAAAGUGUGGAAGAGGAUCCACUAAUAGACAAUUGCCUUCUUUAUGGCGAUUCUCUAGUUGGUGAUAUGCGAGCCCAUUUCAAAGGUGUGCCAACAGUCUGUUGGGGAAUUCUGUUAGCAUUUCUGCAUGUUGCUUUUGUAGUUUUGGCAUUCCUUUUGGUCUUUUUGUGUGAAACACCAGCUGACCUUUGCACAAGUGUCCUUGGGUCCUUCAACGCUGUGACCAUUAUAACAAUUACAAAGGUCAUCCUUUGGGCUGUCUAUGCUGUCUUUGAAUAUUACUUGCAAGUUCAGCAUUCCAAGUUCAGAAUGAGAGGCUAUCUGGAAUUGUACCGCUCCAUAAGGCAUCUGAAGCGUCUGCCGCUACUUAUUCAUUCUGCAGGAAAUGCAACAUUCUUAGUACUUUUUGUGCUGAUGCAGCUUGAACUGGAAACUCUGGUGAUAUACUUCAUUCUUGGAGUCCUGACAGUGGAGCUUUUCUUUUCUUCAGUAUGCCUCAUCAUUUACACAGGUGAGGGGAAAGAAAAGAAACCAGCAUUCCCCGCUGAGUACUCGGAGGCAAUGCAAUUCAAUUGGUAUUACAACAGAUUUCACGCACUUGUAUUUACACAUGAACAGUUCCCACCAUUCUAGGUUUCAGUUGGUAGG